AUGAUGCUGGUGACCAGUUACUCUCUCUACGUGAUCUUCAUGAAGUUUAAUGUGCAGAUAGAGAGAGCCUUCAAGAGGAAACACCACAACCACAGGGACAUUUUGAUGGUUUUUGAUGUGGAGGAACAGGAAAAGGAGUGUGUUACUACAGGACAGGAUGGGUCAGAAGGCUCUAAAAGUGUUCUAGGUCCUGAAGAUGAUAUUCAUAAAGAUGAAGAAGAAAGAGAGGAAGAAGAAGAGAAAGGGACAACGGAUAGGCCUCUGUCUUUAAACUGGCCUGACACACUUCUUAAACAAGCCACCUACCUCCUCCUGCUGCCCAUAAUCUUCCCUCUGUGGCUCACUGUUCCAGAUGUCCGCAACCAGAAAUCCAGAAGACUCGUUGUGAUCACCUUCCUGGGCUCGAUUCUGUGGAUUGCUGUUUUCUCUUACUUCAUGGUGUGGUGGGCCCGUCAGGUGGGUGAGACCAUCGGCAUACCAGAUCACAUUAUGACCCCGCUGGCUGGAGAGUUGUCCAUGCCCGACCUCAUCACCAGUGUGAUUGUGGCCCGUAAAGGCCGGGGGGACAUGGCUGUGUCCAGCUCCAUGGGCCGUAACAUCUUUUGUAUCACAUUGGGUCUUUCAGUUCCAUGGCUCCUGCUUUCGUCCUUCAGUUGUUUUGCUCCGGUGCCUGUGAGCAGCAGUGGGCUUGUCUGUGUCGUGGUGCUGCUCCUUUUCCCGCUCCUCUCUGUUAUCAUCUCUGUUGCAUCCUGUAAGUGGAAGAUGAGUAAGGUGCUAGGUUUCACCAUGUUACUGUUCUACUUGAUCUUCCAGGCGAUAAGAUUUAUGUUCCAUUAUAGAUUCAUCGUUUGCCCUGUGUAAUUUAUUUGGGGUGGGCUAACAUUUCUUAAUAUGUCCAUUUAUUCUAAUGUUUCUGAAAUUGCUUAUGCUAUUUUUAAAUCUGUCUAUCUAUAUACAGUA
Messenger RNA from Labrus mixtus (cuckoo wrasse), 960 nucleotides. RefSeq names its product sodium/potassium/calcium exchanger 1-like. Gene Ontology annotation, cellular component: membrane. Lineage: Eukaryota; Metazoa; Chordata; Actinopteri; Labriformes; Labridae. Gene Ontology annotation, molecular function: calcium channel activity; calcium, potassium:sodium antiporter activity. The record is from RefSeq and is a predicted model, not a curated record. Gene Ontology annotation, biological process: long-term synaptic potentiation; calcium ion transmembrane transport; long-term synaptic depression. Bases 1 to 861 code for a protein of 286 amino acids. The transcript has 5 exons.